Clonostachys solani is the source of this 1470-nucleotide messenger RNA. The record is from the annotation of a GenBank genome assembly. Lineage: Eukaryota; Fungi; Ascomycota; Sordariomycetes; Hypocreales; Bionectriaceae.
AUGACUGAGCUCUCACCCAUCCCAGCAGACCAUCCCAGGCCAGGACUACCAUCCGCAGUUCUGGCCCGGCCUCCCUUAUCGCCUCAGGGACACGCUGGUCCGAAGAGCUCUGUACGGGCUCUGUACCUGGUCCAGCUGCUUUCGACAUGGGCCAUGAGGACAUCCGACUUCAGCCUGAUCCUUUUCCUCACGGAUGCUAUUCCAGGAACCCUGCUCUACAUCUCUAUUUACGGCCUCACCAAGGCGCUCGUCGCCGUGCUGCUCUCUUCGUGGGUCGCUCAAAGCACACGGCGGCUCAGUCGGCUGCACGCCCUCCAGCUAGCCAUUGCAUGUCAGAGGAUUUCCGUGGCCGCGUCAUGUUUUCUCUUUAGCUUAUUCCCUUUAUUCGAUGCGCACUCGCGCCUCCGAGACAGCUUCUUUGCUCUCUUGACAUGUUUUGGAUGUCUGGAGAAGCUGGCUUCCAUCACGAGCGUCGUCAUCAUUGAACGCGACUGGGUCAUCGUGAUUGCGGAGGCUGGAUCGGUUCCCAGGCAUGGCCUGAAUGCCCAACUACGGAGGAUUGAGCUUUUUAGCAAACUUCUCUCGCCACUUAUCAUCUCCUUCUUCAACUCGUGGUCUCCGCAGAUUGCGAUAUGGGCUGUCUUGUUUUCCAAUCUUGGCUCUAUGCUCGUCGAGUUUCGCGUCACGAGUCAGAUGUGGUCCUCAGUACCCGGAUUGGCUCGCUCGCCAAGCUCAACUGUCGAUGAUGGGAUCGCGAUUGAAGACAAUCUUCACGUGUCUUCAACCUUCGGGUCGACCCAUGACACUGGUCAGGGCCGCUGGCUUUCCAAUGCCAUUCAGCCCUGGCGGGAGUACACCAGGUCGCCUGCUUUCUUCGCAUCCUUCUCCAACGCAGUUCUCUACUGGACUGUCCUCUUUUUUGGUGGUCAAACCAUAACAUAUCUCUUGACGACAGGCUUCACGCCCUUUGAAGUCGCUUCUCUUCGCGUCGCAUCAACUAUCGCAGAAACACUGGGGACCGUCAUAUCGCCGCCUAUCAUGGCGAAACUGGGACCGGGCCCAGCCGGCGUAUGCUUUAUGGCGUGGCAGCUUAUUUGCAUAGGCGUUUUCGCUGGUAGAAUCCUAGCUGCUGAUAUGGUCACCAAGGGAUCUGGCAUUCUGUUGGCCAUCGGUAUCACUCUCAAGAGAAUUGGCCUCUGUGGAUCGGACCUUUCAAUACAAUUCAUUGUUCAGGAGAUAGUACCUGCUUCACUCCGGGCACAAUUCUCCUCAACCGAAAUGGCAUGCCAGAACCUUUUCGAACUGUUCUCCUACUGCACGACCACGAUAUAUUUCCGAGCCGAGGACUUUAAAUACCCUGUUUUCAUCAGCUAUGGAGGCAUCAUAGCAUCUACCAUUUUCUAUUCCACAUAUGUAUGGCGGACUCGCCGAUAUUAUUCCUAUUUGACGAUCGCUCAAGACUCGUCCUGA